This is a messenger RNA of Python bivittatus (Burmese python), 2435 nucleotides long. RefSeq names its product MBL associated serine protease 2 (gene MASP2). NCBI's taxonomy places the organism in Eukaryota, Metazoa, Chordata, Lepidosauria, Squamata, Pythonidae. Gene Ontology annotation, cellular component: extracellular region. The record is from RefSeq and is a predicted model, not a curated record. Gene Ontology annotation, biological process: proteolysis; complement activation. Gene Ontology annotation, molecular function: serine-type endopeptidase activity; calcium ion binding.
UGUACUUCCCUGUACCUUCCCCAUUUUAUCUCACUUGCUUCACACACAAAUGCUAUUUUUUCAGCCUGGUGUCUCUCAGAACAAGCUUAGAAGUCGAAAGACCUAAGGGAAGAGGAGAACAGGGGAGGCAGAGAACAGACUGAGGACAGCCCAUCCCACUUCCGCCACUUGCCUGAUUGAGGGAAAGGACAACGUAAGACCAGAGCUCAACAUUCAGACAAACAUCUCUGAACCAACACCAGGGAAGCCUUCCUCAACAACGUACAUAAUCCAGGGAAAGGCACCGACAGCAGAAACCUGGUGGAAAUGAACAGGAACUCUGCUACGAUGAGAUUUUGCUUCUUCAUCCUCACUUUUUGCCAUGGGAUACUCGGUGACGUUCUUCAGCUAGACAAAAUGUACGGGAGGAUCACAUCUCCAGACUUCCCGAACGUCUAUCCUAACAGCAAGGAGAGGAUAUGGAAUAUCACCCUGCCUCAGGGCUACACUAUCCACAUCUACUUUACUCACUUCAACGUUGAGCUCUCUUAUCAGUGUGAAUACGACUACGUCAAACUGCAUUCAGGAGGAAAGGUCGUGGCCACUCUUUGCGGGCAUGAGAGCACUGACACCGAAGAGGCCCCUGGGAAAAAGAUAUACCGCUCCAUUGAUAACAACUUAGCAGUUACUUUCAGAUCGGAUUACUCCAAUGAGAAACAGUUCACGGGCUUUGAGGCUUUCUACGCUGCUGAUGACAUUGAUGAGUGUGAACAGCAGCUUGACGGCGAGUCGCCUUGUGACCACUACUGUCACAAUUACCUGGGCGGCUUUUAUUGCAGUUGCCGAAUUGGCUACCUCCUGCACAGGGACAAGAAGACUUGCAAAGCGCACUGUCCGAAUAAGGUGUUGACAGCAAGAACUGGAGAGAUCUCCAGCCCCGAUUACCCCAACCCGUAUCCUAAAGUCUCCGAGUGCAACUAUGGCAUCCGGGUAGAAGGAGGUUUCACGGUCAUCCUAGAGUUUGUGGGAACCUUUGACGUAGAAGCCCAUCCAGAAGUACUGUGUCCCUAUGACAUCCUGAAGAUUAAGACGCCCAAUAAAGAAUUUGGUCCAUUCUGCGGCAACACCCCACCUCCCAAAAUAGAAACGCGCAGCAAUGCUGUAGAUAUCAAGUUCAUCACGGACCUGUCUGGUGCUCAUGCUGGAUGGAAGCUCAGAUAUGAAACAACAGCUUUGCCAUGUCCCAGCCCUCAAGCACCACCCAAUGGUCGGAUCUCUCCAGUGCAGGCAAAAUACAUUAUGAAAGACUUCUACAGCCUCUCCUGCAACGUGGGCUACGUACUUUUGGAAAACAAACUGAUCGUGGCAUCUUUCAAAGCAGUCUGCCAGAGGGAUGGCACCUGGAACAAGCCAAUGGCCCAGUGCACCAUUGUCGACUGUGGCCCUGCUAAUGACAUAGCGAACGGCACACUCGUGUAUGUCACCCGAAGAGAUAUUUCCACAUACCAAGCCAAGAUUAAAUAUAACUGUGAGAGCCCCUUCUAUGCCCUGAAAGCGGGCCACUCUGGUAACUACCAGUGUGCCCCUGAUGGUUUCUGGAGGGAUCACAAGGGGAACAAAGCACCUCCGGUCUGUGAGCCAGUCUGCGGAGUCCAAACUUCUAAUACUUUGAAGCGCAUCUUUGGGGGGCAGAAGGCUCUGCCCGGCCAAUUCCCUUGGCAGGUUUUAAUCACUGACGCACAGGGAACAACGGGAGGCGGAGCCCUUUUAUACGAUAACUGGAUCUUAACGGCCGCUCACGUCCUCAGCAGCCCAGCCGACGCAUCCUCCCUGACCUUGAAACUGGGGAUCCUAAACAAACGCUCCCCACAUUACCACCAAGCCUGGGCAGAAUCAGCUUUUGUCCACAGAGGCUUUGCAAAUGACGGCAUCAACUUUGACAAUGACAUCGCUUUGAUCAAACUGAAACACAAAGUUCCCAUUAGCAAAAACAUCACUCCGAUCUGCUUGCCGGGAUAUAAACCCAGCUUCCGCGUGAACACAAACAACACAGGAAUAAUUUCCGGCUGGGGAAAAACAGAGCGAUCCCGGCAGUCCCGUUUCUUGUUGUAUACUGAGGUAGACGUUGUUGAACCUAACAAGUGUAAAGCUGCGUAUGCAAGCCGUACUUUGGAGGGAAAGCCACUCACGCUAACAGAAAAUAUGCUCUGUGCAGGAACGGAGGAGGGGGGGAAGGACUCUUGCUAUGGGGACAGCGGUGGAGCCUUGGUGUUCCGUGAUACUGAGACCAAGAGAUGGUUUGUGGGUGGUGUGGUCUCCUGGGGUCUGGAAUGUGGCUCUGCUGAGCUCUACGGGGUAUAUACUAAGGCGGCCAAUUACGUGUCAUGGAUUGAGGCCCUAAUUGCACACCAUUCUUGAUUGGGUUUUGUUGUGUUUUUCAAUAAAACAAAGCAUAG